UCCUGACCAAAGGAGGAAGUGCCAGAUCACAGGGCUCAGAGCUAUCUGGUGCUGCACAUCACAGACAGAAACUGCUGUCAGUUUUCAGUUGUCUCUGUAACAGCAGAAACUGUCCUCGCUAGAAGUGGCCUGAAUUCAAAAUGCUGAAGAGGAAGCCAUCCAAUGCCUCAGAGAAGGAGAAACAGCAAAAACCAAAGCGCAGCAGCAGUUUUGGGAAUUUUGAUCGUUUUCGGAAUAAUUCCACAUCAAAAUCUGAUGACUCAACUGAGGUCCAUGAAGGGGAAGUAACAAAUGGAAGUGAAGAACAAAAGAAAACUUCAAAUAAUGGAGCAAAUCUAGGUAAAAAAAUGAGGACUAUUUCAUGGACAAUGAAGAAGAAAGUGGGGAAAAAAUACAUCAAAGCCCUUUCUGAGGAAAAAGAGGAGGAAAAUGGAGAGGAAGCCCUCCCAUAUCGGAACAGUGAUCCCAUGAUUGGAACACAUACAGAGAAGAUCUCCCUCAAACCCAGCGACUCUAUGGAUAGCCUCUACAGUGGGCAGAGUUCUUCAAGUGGAGUAACGAGCUGUUCAGAUGGAACAAGUAACAGGGACAGUUUCCGGCUGGAUGACGACAGCCCCUACUCAGGGCCGUUCUGUGGCCGGGCCAGAGUGCACACAGACUUCACACCAAGUCCUUACGACACCGACUCCCUCAAAAUCAAGAAAGGAGACAUCAUAGACAUUAUCUGUAAAACACCGAUGGGAAUGUGGACAGGGAUGCUGAACAAUAAAGUGGGGAACUUCAAAUUCAUUUAUGUGGAUGUUAUCUCAGAAGAGGAAGCAGCUCCCAAGAAAAUAAAGGCGCCCAGAAGCAAUAAAAGAGAGAGUGCCAAGACUCUGCAGGACUUCUUAGAGAGGAUUCACCUUCAGGAAUAUACUUCAACAUUUCUGCUCAAUGGUUAUGAGACCCUGGAAGACUUGAAGGAUAUUCAAGAAAGUCAUCUUGUUGAAUUAAACAUUGCCAAUCCAGAAGACAGGAUGAGGCUACUCUCUGCUGCUGAGAGUCUCCUGGAUGAGGAGACCACUGAAGAGCAAGAAAAUGAAUCUGUGCCUCUGUCCUUAAGACCAGAUGUUUUAAGUAAGUCACAGUUAGAUGACUGCCCAAGGGACUCUGGCUGUUAUAUCUCAUCAGGAAACUCGGAUAAUGGCAAAGAGGACCUGGAGUCAGAAAAUCUGCCUGACAUGGUACAGAAGAUUGCCAUCACAGAACCCAGUGACUGAACACACAUUCACAUCUCCUUAUCUACAGAGGAAUUCCAUUUGAACUCUUCAUCUGCUACAAGAUCAAACGGAAAUGUUUCAAAUGCAUCCCAAAGUGCAAAUUGUUUUAAUAUGAAUGAUUGCACAUACAAAUUUAUAUCUCUAAAUUUCCAGUGAGUGUGUGUAAAAUGUAUAUUUAUUAAAUACUAUGUGUUAUAGUUCAUCUACCUAUAUUAGAAAAAUGAUAUAAUGCAAGAUACCAUGCCUGUGCAUGGUAUAUGCUGUACUUACCUUUAUUUCACAAGUGUAUAAAUAUAAAAAUAUAACCAUGAAAACUGUGUAUUUAUAUAUAUUAUUGAAUAUAUUAUAGAAGGUAUUUCAGUUGAACUGAUUUCUACAGACAGCAUAUACAUUUUUUUUAAUUGCUGGAAAACGUAGUCUGAGAUUAGAUACUUUGUUCUGAUCAAAGGUGGAGUUUUACUAACGAUUUUCUGUUUAUUUCUUCAUUCUGUUAUCUAAUAUGCAGAUGGAGUUAACAAUACACUUUCUGCUUUGAUUUAGUGAAAAUAAUUGUAGAGGUAUUUUAUUUUUAUAUGUAAAUAUUUUUAAUUUUUCUCAACCAUAAUAAUAAAAUAUACCAUGUACAUAUUGUAUUUACAAGGCUAAAGUUACUUAAGGUAUUUUAAUAUUAUAUUUUAGAGUAGUUUCUGUUAGAACAUGUUGUAUAGUCAGUCCUCAGUUAGGAAACUAUGGAUUCUGAAAGCAUCUUCUAAUCCCAGAUCCAUGUAACUGAACUCGUGAAUACUCCAGAUUUCAGCUUGACAUGCUCAAACAUUUCAUUUUCACUGUAAAAUUGUCUCUCCUAUUUUCUUUCUACCCCAUCAUUUUUUUUAAACCAAGAGCUAGUUACUGAGAUGGAAAGUUAUUUUAUUCUUUGAUCUGCUUUUAUCUUCCUCAGACAAAUUCACAAAUGUGGAUCCUACCUCUUGAAAUUCUUGUAAUAUUUAUAACAUCUCAUCCAUUCCCAGGACUCCUGUCACAUUUCGGACUCUUGUGUGGAAUGUUGUAAUGUCUUUCCAAUAGAUAUCCCAUCUUCAAAUCUAUCCCCACAUAGUCUCUAGAAAAAUAUUCACGACUCAAAUAAAAUCAUUCUCCUUGCUUAAAACA
This is a messenger RNA of Peromyscus maniculatus bairdii (prairie deer mouse), 2405 nucleotides long. It is a transcript of the gene Samsn1, whose product is annotated as SAM domain, SH3 domain and nuclear localization signals 1. Gene Ontology annotation, cellular component: cytoplasm; nucleus. The record is from RefSeq and is a predicted model, not a curated record. NCBI's taxonomy places the organism in Eukaryota, Metazoa, Chordata, Mammalia, Rodentia, Cricetidae. Gene Ontology annotation, biological process: negative regulation of B cell activation; negative regulation of peptidyl-tyrosine phosphorylation. Gene Ontology annotation, molecular function: phosphotyrosine residue binding.